AUGGAUAAUCCCCAGCACUACCAGCCCCUAUCUCAUGCCCUACAUCCCCCUUCAACCAGCUCUAGCCGACCGCUUGUAUCCCACUACACCCCAAAUAGUCAUCUAGGGUCCUAUGCACAACCACAAAAGCCGGCCGAGCCAACGCCCACAACCGGUGCACGACCCGUUGCCGAGGAGGAGGAGGAGGAAGAGGAAGAGGAGGAAGAUGACGACGACGAAGGCCUCGUGGAGGAGCAGUUGAACCAAAACGACGAUAUCCACGGCAGUGAUCCGUCGUCUCCUAAAUUGACCACAUCCACUGAAGAUCACAGUGCUACCGCGCCCCAAAGCGCCCACACUAUCCCGACGCAUGAUGAAACCUCCUCUCCUGCUCCCGAGCAAAAACGCCGACCGGGGAGGCCAAGAGGUUCCAAAAAUAGGCGCCCAAGAGUAGGUUCAGCAAAGCACGAUUCGCAGAUCUAUCACCCUGGACAAUCUCAAGCACCUACCUCGACACCAUCUGCCGUGCCACAGCAUCCGAACAUCAGCCCUUCAAAUCAGCAAUACUACGAAUUUCAGUGGCGUGUUCUCAAUCUUUGCGCAGAAUUCUACGGAGCGGCUGAGGAACUUGUGAAAGGAACCUCGCCUCUUGUCGUGGCUCAGUGCUACCACAUGGGACCCAGCGCAAAGAUUGAUCCCUUAGUGAUGCUAGGUGAAGCCAAACGUAUUUGUGACACGCUGCUUGCCAACCCAUCGCAACUCGUUACAAAUCCGCCACCCCCUAUGUAUCCUGUGAUCACUCCCAUAUAUCAGCCUCCAGUGGUUACCCCGCAGGCAACACCUGCGCCCUCAACCUCAACACCCGCUCCCUCCACCUCUACACCAACAGCACCCGCUCCGGUUAUAACGAACCCACAGUCGUUUGUUGUACCCUUAGGGGCGCAGCCUGGGUAUCCUCAUCCGCAGUAUCCUGUAUAUGCUGCAGGGGCAUAUACAACCACACCGUAUUAUCAGUAUGCGGCAUACACCCCUGGAGGAUACUACCCAACUCCCGUGCCACCCCAACACAUGGUGUCAACUCCUGCAGCUGGAACACCCGCCCAGCCCACGGCCAAAAUCACGACAACACCUGCAACAGGUGGUACUGUAAUAGGAAAUCAGGGUGCAUGGUCGGAGGAAGAGAAUGAGAGGUUGAAGAAAUUGACGGAAGAAAGUCGAUCAAAAGGCCCUUCUGGUGACAUUGAAUGGGACUGGGUAGUUCAAGAAUGGGGAAUCAGUAGGACAAGGCAAAUCUUAAUCCGUGCCACUGCUUUGGGGCUAAAGGAGAGUUCAACACGGGCAACCAAACGAAGACGAGGAGACGACCAGCCAGACGCCCCAAUGUCCUCAUUACAAACAUCUAAUUCCAAUACAUCUAGUGCCUCUGUCCCAGCAACAAUGGCCAUGCCUAUCUCUUCGCCCGCUCACAGUACCAGUCAGACUGGCUCUACUCCAGCGGCUUCACCUGCCUUGCAACAUCAACAGCGACCGUCCUCUUCUAAAGGUCCUAGUUCUCUUGCUCCCCCGGCGGCAGCACCAGCAGCACCAGCUGCUAAGUUGCCGUGGCCAAUGCCAACAGUAGCGGUUAGCACACCGCCCACCGUCAUCCAGGCGCCUUCGCACGACCAACAGCAGCGGUCUAGCUAUUACCGACCCCGCCCUAAUCAAACGGACCAAGCGCCUAAGCAGCCGAUUAUACCUCCACAGCAGCCCGCAUCUCACCAGUAUACGAUGUAUCCUUCGAAUGGCCAGGGCAUGCGACCCAAAGAGAACGGGAAAUGA
Messenger RNA from Psilocybe cubensis, 1800 nucleotides. RefSeq lists its product as uncharacterized. The record is from RefSeq and is a predicted model, not a curated record. The transcript is spliced from 5 exons. Bases 1 to 1800 code for a protein of 599 amino acids. Lineage: Eukaryota; Fungi; Basidiomycota; Agaricomycetes; Agaricales; Agrocybaceae.